AUGGUGGCUGGUGUUGCCUGUGCUGCGGUCAGUGCGCUGGCCGAAAGUGCAACCUCUGGGCAUGAACCAGCGCCUCACCUGAUGCUCGGUGUUUUGAUGUGCUCCCUCGGAGAUGUUGCUGCAGCCAUGACCUUGAUCUUGGCAUCGGCGUUUGGGAGCACGUUGGACCCGCCGCUGAAUCCUUUAGACACGAUUUUUUACAUGGCUGUGCCCUGCGCCUUAACGCUGCUGCCAGCAUCUCUCUAUGCCUCACACCCGGUGGAUUGGCCCAACUUCGGCGUACUCACAGACUGGGAGGUCUAUCAAAAAGUUCACGUCCUCAGUCCAGGCACCAUCUUCCUGGUAAUCGCAUCAGGAAUUGUUUCUGCUGGCUACAACUUCAUUCAGUACACCGUGGUGCAGUCUUUGUCUGCGAGUCACGCAGCCUUUGCGGGAAACUUUAACAAAGCCGCUACGAUCUCAAUCUCCAUCUGCUUGGGGCUAGAGACUCUUCCUGGUGGCAAGUGGAAAUUCGUCAUGCUACUAGGAAUUGCUGGGAACAUCCUUGCGUUCACAGCAUGGAGUUACCUUCAAGCAAUGCGUAAUCCAAGCAAGGAAGAAGGGAAAAGCCCAUCCUGA
Messenger RNA from Symbiodinium natans, 618 nucleotides. The record is from the annotation of a GenBank genome assembly. Lineage: Eukaryota; Dinophyceae; Suessiales; Symbiodiniaceae.